AUGUACGUAUUUCUCUGUCCAUCACUCCCUCAACAUCUUCAGUCACCGAGCCCUAUAAACUACGCUCCACUGCUCCUCCGCCUCUUCUCUUACCGGUGGCCAUUAUACUGGAGCUGUGAGUCUUUUGGCCGGUUCUACUCGAGAUGUGUACGUGUGCACGACAUUGAUCGGAUCUCCUUCGCUGCUUCCCCUCUUUUUCCUCUGCUUCGCCUCUCCUCUCCUCCGGUUCGAGUUACUCCCGGACGAAGAGUCACUUCUCCACUGUGUAUCUCCGUGUUACAUCAGAACGGAGCCUAA
Molecule: messenger RNA, 297 nt
Organism: Eruca vesicaria subsp. sativa (arugula)
Lineage: Eukaryota; Viridiplantae; Streptophyta; Magnoliopsida; Brassicales; Brassicaceae
Source: the annotation of a GenBank genome assembly